This is a messenger RNA of Aphanomyces astaci, 1368 nucleotides long. RefSeq lists its product as hypothetical. Gene Ontology annotation, molecular function: RNA polymerase II cis-regulatory region sequence-specific DNA binding; DNA-binding transcription factor activity, RNA polymerase II-specific. Gene Ontology annotation, cellular component: nucleus. The record is from RefSeq and is a predicted model, not a curated record. The transcript has 5 exons. Lineage: Eukaryota; Oomycota; Saprolegniomycetes; Saprolegniales; Verrucalvaceae. Gene Ontology annotation, biological process: regulation of DNA-templated transcription. The coding region runs from base 48 to 1307 and encodes 419 amino acids.
CUGCGAUUGGUUUAAAAGAUGACCCAUCUGAUCAAUAGUUUAGCUGAAUGGAUUGGCCAAGUGACGGGAGAGGAGCCAGCACCGAGUUGCCGAGUUGGAUGCACACAGUCAGACUUGGAUCAACCCAAAUGGCAACCCAACAGAAUGGCACGAGCUUCGACCUGUUGCAGCCCACGAAACGAAGGUUUAGCGAGCCGGCGGAAGCCGUGGUAGGCACGGCGGGCAAGUGGACCUUGGCCGAAGACACGGCGCUUCGUGCGGCCGUCGAGCAAAAUGGGAAUGAAAACUGGAAGGCGAUCGCGGACCUUGUACCCGGGCGCAACCAUUCGCAAUGCCUGCAACGUUGGAACAAAGUGCUGAAACCCGGUCUGAUCAAGGGCACGUGGUCCCAAGAUGAGGACGCGCUCUUGAGGCAACAGAUUCAGAUCCAUGGCGACCAAGAAUCAUGGGUCAAGGUGGCCGAAGGCGUCCCCGGUCGCACGUACGUUGCCGAAAUGUCAUCUCGACGUUCCAACCAGGUUUGUAGGACAAAGCAGUGCCGCGAGCGUUGGCGGAACCACUUGGCCCCGUCCAUCAACCGAAAUCAAUUUUCACCGGCCGAGUUGGCGCUGUUGGAGUUUGUGUACAAUAAGAUUGGCAACCGGUGGACGUUGGUGGCCAAGUUGCUUCCGGGACGAGCGGAAGACGACAUCAAGAAAAAGUGGAGGCAACUACACCCCAAGCAAGAAAAGAAGCGCGCGGGUCGGCUGCCCAAGCUCGACAUUACCGAGCUCAUGGAUUCAAUCAAGGUCGAGAUCAGCCUUGGGAGACUGCCACGUAUGGACUGGAUCUACACACUGCACUUGGACAACAACUUUUCAUUGGACGACGACGACGACAAGGAGUCGCUGUACAGCGACACGAGCAGCAGCACCCACGGAGCGGACGCGCCAUUCCGGCCGCCGUUCUUGUCCAAGAAGAAGAAGCUCGAGUGGGGCCAAAUGUCGUUGGAAAUCCUCACGCAGCUCGUGCUCACGGCGUCGUUCCGACAGCUCAAUCUGGACGACAUGGACGAAACCACCAACUUCAACACACACUCCAACUGGAUCAUGAACAUGGAGGACGACCCGGUCGUCGCGCGGGUACUCAACUCGUUCCGUGCCGACUCGUCGAACGGCGUCGAGGGCAUCCUGCAGGAUCUGGACGCGGACGACAUGAACCAUUUGAUUGGCGUUGCGAAUGCGGCCGCCCAGCAGCAGCAGCAACAGCAGCAGCAACAGCAGCAGCAGCCUCCGUCACAACCGUCCAAUCAGUUGUUCCACGAAUGAUCGUCCUUUGAGAGUGUGUGUGCUUUACAAUAAUACAUGGCAACGAUGGUGUACGUACUGG